AUGAAGUCUUACAUUCCAGUUUUCAUUCUUCUGUGGAGUGCUGUUGGGAUUGCAAGGGCUGCCAAAAUCGUUGUUGUGCCGCCAAUUAUGUUUGAAAGCCAUCUCUAUAUUUUCAAGACCCUGGCCUCAGCCUUGCACGAGCAAGGCCACCAGACAGUUUUCCUCGUGUCUGAGGGCAGAGAAAUCCCUCCAUCUAAUUACUAUAGACUGCUGCGAUACCCAGGGAUCUUUAAUAGCACCACCUCCGAUGAGUUUCUUCAGUCCAAAAUGAGGAAUAUAUUUUCUGGGAGAUUAACAAUUCUGGAACUCUUUGACAUCCUGGAUCACUAUACCAAGAACUGUGACAUGAUUGUGGGCAACAAGAAACUGCUCCAUGCCAUGAAACGGGAAAAAUUUGACCUGCUGCUAGUGGAUCCUAAUGAGAUGUGUGGAUUUGUUAUUGCUCAUCUGUUAGGGGUUAAAUAUGCUGUUUUUUCCACUGGCCUUUGGUAUCCAGCAGAAGUAGGUGCUCCAGCACCUUUAGCAUACGUUCCAGAAUUUAAUUCACUUCUCACAGAUCAUAUGAAUUUGCUCGAGAGGAUUAAGAACACUGUUGUUUAUCUGGUUUCAAGAUUUGGAGUCAGUUUUUUGGUUCUGCCAAAAUAUGAAAGGAUAAUGCAGAAGUACAGUGUACAGCCAGAAAGGGCCAUGUAUGAACUGGUUCAUGAAUCCAGCCUGUGGAUGCUGUGUACGGAUGUAGCAUUAGAAUUUCCAAGACCCACACUACCAAAUGUUGUGUAUGUGGGAGGAAUCCUUACCAAACCAGCCAGUCCUCUACCAGAAGAUCUCCAGACAUGGGUGGAUGGUGCUAAUGAAAAUGGCUUUGUACUUGUUUCAUUUGGAGCAGGAGUGAAAUAUUUGUCUGAAGAUAUAGCACAUAAAUUGGCACAUGCUCUGGCAAGACUUCCUCAAAGAGUUAUUUGGAGGUUUUCAGGAAAUAAACCUAGGAAUUUAGGCAACAAUACAAAACUCAUAGAAUGGUUACCACAAAAUGAUUUGCUUGGUCAUUCUAAUAUUAAGGCCUUCCUUAGUCAUGGUGGUCUGAACAGCAUUUUUGAAACUAUGUACCAUGGUGUACCUGUGGUAGGAAUUCCUCUCUUUGGAGACCAUUAUGACACUAUGACCCGAGUUCAGUCCAAAGGCAUGGGGAUAUUACUAAACUGGAAGACUAUUACUGAGGAUGAAUUAUAUGAAGCUUUGGUGAAAGUUAUUAAUAAUCCCAGCUACCGACAACGGGCUCAGAAGCUGUCUGAAAUUCACAAAGACCAACCUGGUCAUCCUGUUGAUCGAACCGUCUACUGGAUUAAUUAUAUCCUUCGGCACAAUGGAGCACACCAUCUACGUGCUGCUGUUUACACCAUAUCUUUAUAUCAGUAUUUCUUAUUGGAUGUUGCCUUUGUUAUACUGCUUAGUACUGCCUUACUCUGCUACGUUUUGGCCAGGAUAGCAAAAUUUGUCCGCAAGCAAAGUAAACAUCUUUGGUCUGUUGAUGAACACACUACUGUUAAUGGACAUUACCAAAAUGGGAUACCAAAUGGCAAGUAUAGAAGAAAUGGCCACAUUAAACAUGAAAAAAAGGUGAAAUGAGCCAACUACCCUAUGUACAUUAGCAGAGAAUCAGUUCUAGAAUUGAAUUUUAUAGCUGUAACUUAGUUUAACACCUACCUAAAGUAAAACCUCAAUAAACAGUUCUAACGCUCCCCUACAGUAUGUAAUCUUAUGCAAUUAAAUUCUACAGAACUAAAGAAACACUUUAAAAAAAAAAAACAAAGCACAACCUAAAAUGCAAAAUGUAUUUUAUUCUUAAUACUGAUGCAGAAAGGUUAUUCUGGCACUGAAGUUUAGAAGCCUUAAUUCUAUGAUGUAAUUCAGUAAGUAUAUUUAUGGACUCUCCAUUUGUGAAUCUAGACAUAUAUGUCCCCAAUAAGAAAAGGUUUCCCAUUACUUGCAAAGGUAUUUCCUAUUUUCCUAGACUCAAUCUUACGUUAGAGGAGAGAGCUUUGUUGUAUUUCUCUAAGGUUCAAUGAUGUUACUUAAAGUCAUCUUUUCUGGAGUUUGGUACACAGCAGUUAAUCAACUGCUGGAUCAAAAUGCAGCCAUAUAAAUCAUAUUCUGAAAAAGCACCAAAGAAUAUGAUACUAAUACACCAGACUUUUGAUAGACUAUUUAACUUUUCUUUACUUUUCCAUUUCUGUGCAGAAAUGGAAAUUGCACAAGAGUACAGUAAGCUGUAAUUUUAUAUUUAUGUAUACUUUAGCUGUAUUUUUGCCUUUCCCUUAUAACUAUAAUUUUUGCCAUUAUAUGGGUAUUUUACUCCAGGAAUUAAAAGGGCUGUGUGAAUAGAUUGGAUAGUUAACAAAAAUAAAUGAAGUGCAGGGGAAAAAAUAUUCCCCAGGCUCUUUGGAGAAGGUUUUGCCAUAUCCCUUGAGCAACGCAGAAUCAAACCACUUUGGAGGUUUGAUAUAACGUUGAACGUCUUUCCUUUUAAUUACUGCAUUAUUGCUAUGGAUAUUAUUACAAUUAAGUUUUUCCCUAAAUCACAGUGUUUCAGAGGUUCACUUUGAAUAGUUCUGUUUGUGCUCCUUAUACUGGUCUGGGUCACAAAUCCAUGUUACAUAGUUGCCAACAUCAGUUCUUGGAAUAAAACGGAGGCAAUCUAUUGGUCAGUUGCCGCUAUCUUAGAGGUUUGAUUUCAUGUAUGACGUUAAACCUGAUUAGGACGUUUGCCUCUUCCCAUGUCCACAACAGCCCUUCAGCACAACACUCUUUGAAUCACUGUACUGAUACAGGACUUUUCUGGCUUUAACACAAAGAAUGGGAACGCAGGGCAUUGGACAUAAAAUCAGGACUGUCCUGUUGAACCAGCGUUGGCAACUAUGAGUUUAUUAAUUUUCAUGUCAUUCUGUUUACUUGGAAUUUGCACUACACAUGUUGUGAGUGUAUACUUUAUUUAUUUACAUUUUGAAAAUCCCAUGUCUGACAGCAGUGGGGGGUGGGGGGAGUCCAUUUAAUGAGUAUUGUUCACUAACAUGGGAAACGUUCUGAAACAAUACAGAAUGCUAAGAUCAUCUUUGUACACGGUGACAUGAAAUUUCAUUUUAUCCCAUCAGGAGCCUCAAUCUUAAUAGCAAUAAAGUAGCACUGCAAAUAUGUUUCUAAUAUUCAGUACAAGCAAUUGUACUGCUUUCCAGAUACUUGAAGAAAAUAUUAUAAAUAAGCCUGUUAGCUUUAUCUUUUUACAAUCCUGUCAAUACGUGGCAACUAAAGGAACACAUAGAGGCAAUGAAUGGUGGGAGAGUGACAGAACCUAGAGUGUAUGGAUGAGUUGGUUUUAAUGUUUUUCGUAUUGAAGAAAGUACACAAGCACUGACCGGAUGAUUAAGAAUAAUUUAAUCUCCACUGUGAUAAAAACUUAAGCA
Eublepharis macularius is the source of this 3458-nucleotide messenger RNA. It is a transcript of the gene UGT8, whose product is annotated as UDP glycosyltransferase 8. The record is from RefSeq and is a predicted model, not a curated record. The transcript is spliced from 5 exons. Gene Ontology annotation, molecular function: UDP-glycosyltransferase activity. NCBI's taxonomy places the organism in Eukaryota, Metazoa, Chordata, Lepidosauria, Squamata, Eublepharidae. The coding region runs from base 1 to 1626 and encodes 541 amino acids.